CGAGUUUCCUUUUGUCUUCUUCUUUACAUGUUUUUUCUUUUUUGAUAAUCAAGUCAUGAGUUUGGAAAUUUCGGAUCCUGGCCUCGGCUUGUGUUGAUUUAUGUGUGAAUUUGGACACCUUCAUCGAGAGAGAGAGAGAGAGAGAGAGAGAGAGAGAGAGAGAGAGAGAGAGAGAGAGAGAGAGAGAGAGAGAGAGAGAGAGCUGAGUUGGUCUUCUUCUCAUUCUCCUUCUUUUCCUUCUCGCCGUCUUCUUCUUAGAACUGGUGAGUGAUUGUUGUGCAUAAGGGAGGGAGGACGUCUGAGCAAAAUGGGAGAAGAGGAUGGAAGAAGGCUCCCAGCCCGCUCUACUCGAGGCAAGCGCUUGACGAAGGUCGUCGUAGAAGAGGAGCUACAAGCUGAUGAGGCAUUUUGGAACCAGGAUGCAUUCCAGGAUGAUGACGUGGAUGAUGGGUAUAAGACCGAGGAGGAGGUCGUGGACGAGUUUGACAGCGACUUUGAUGCCAGUGAGCCUGACGGGGAUGAUGACGAUGGUGCGGAAGCGGAGGAGGAUUCGAAGAGGAGAAAGGAGAACAAGACCAAGCUCAAAGUCAAUGUCCUCCGCAAACCAGCAGCAGGGAAGAAGAAAAAAGACGUGCUCCUCAAGAGGAAAGGUGUAGCAGCAAAGUUGGAAAGCGGGCAAAAGAUGAAACACGCCCGGACGUGUGCAGCGGGAGAAGCUCUGGCAGCGGCAGUGGAUGCUGUGGCCUGCGAGAGUGGUGACAAAGAUGUGUCAGGGGAGACGGGAGACGAAGACCUGGUCGAUUGUCAGCUGGUGCCGAAGGGGAAAAGUGAUGCGAAGGAUAACAAACCCGAGACGGGAGAUGGGAUGGGAGGAGUGGGUGCCAGUGAGGAGAAGGCGACUCGGAAGUCGACAAGGACGGCAGUGGUAGUUAAAGCGGCGGAGAGGGAGCGCGAGCGCGCUCGAGCGAAGGUGACGGCCCCUGCGCGGAAGCGCAAGGAGGCUGCCACCGAUGACAGGAAACUGACGCAGGAGGAGAUGCUCCAUGAAGCAGCACAAACAGAGAUUAUGAACUUGCAGUCAUUGGAGAUCAUGCUUGCUCGGGAGGAGGAGGUGAAGAAGAAGGCGAUCAUCCAGAAAGAGACGUAUACCGGUCCUUUGAUCCGUUUCUAUUCUCGUGGAGGAAUAAAUGUCCUGGAGUUUACCAAGGUGCACUCGCUUCCGGCCGAAAUCCAGUCAAAAGCGCCUCCGUAUCCCCGCCGCUCGGUUUGCAUAAUAACAGGGCUUCCUGCGAAGUACAAGGACCCGAAGACUGGUCUACCUUACGCAACGAAGGAGGCAUUUCAACUCAUCAGGGAAAGAGGCGGUCAAGGAGGCCUUACUCUGGCAAACGACCGGGCGGUAUCAGGGUCCGGAGCAGCAGGCGCUGAAGGGAGGCGGCAAGGUGAAGGCUCGAGGGAAAUGCCGACUCCGAAGCGUCGUGUGAAAAGUGAUCGAGGAGGCGACAAGCCGUCGAGUGGUAAGACAAAGCAAUCGAAGGGUAAACAACCGCACGUCAAGUCGGGUACACCUGGAGGCGACAGGAGUGGUCUGUCACCACAGUCGGCGCAUCCCCUGUCAAGCCCAAUCCAUCCUGUACACUUGGACUUCAGGUGUUCGCCUCCUGCGAAUGUAGCUUCCUCUCAAGUGUCAUCUCGGGAAGCCGAUGCUGGUCCCAUGGAGGCAACGGAACCAGCACCAGGACCAAAGGCUGGUGCCGAAGGGGCAGCAGGAGUACCAGGGCCAGACUCCCAGACUGUGGAGGGUGAGCAGGCAUCGGUACGAAGGGUGCAGGGUUCAUGUACUAGAAGACCAUCUCUCGAUAACCGCCCCAUGCAGAGAAGCGAAUUGACCGCAGACGGCGAUGUGGACUACGGUUCUGAUCGCCCACUGUUUCACUUAUCGACUCCGGCCGCGGCCAUUGCUGCCCCAGGAGCUCAUAUGUUCCAAAGUGGAGAGGGGCCGCUGCGUCAUGCGAAUGCGCAAGGGGAAGGGGCUAGGUACUGGAUAGACUCUUCGUCUCUAAUGACGACUUUCCCUGUCGAAGAUGGUGGGGAGGGCUGUGCUUUUUUUGACAGUGGUAUGAAUGCCGGUCGAAGUGCAGGAUCGGGUGAGCACAAUGCUCUUGAUGGAACAUGGUCCGAUUCGCAGAUGAUCACCUGAGCGAUUGAGAAGGUAUUUCUUCUGUUUUCCUUCCUCCCUUCCUCUCCUUUUUUUUUUUUUCCGCUCUUUGCCGAGUUCUGUUAUUUACGGUUCUGAGUGUUGACGAUUCCCAGUGGCUGGUCGUUGUCAGUCACUCUGUUUAUAGUGGUUCGCUGUUUAUGGGCAUCACCACACCACUCUCGAAAUGCCACACCGCUCUCGAAAUGUGCAAAAUAAGAACGAACUUCCUGCUAGAACAUGGCCAGAUGCACCUGCCACAUUUUUGUCUUUUUCACAUUUUGAGAGCGGCUCCGGUGCGGCAUUGUUGAACAUGCAAGUGAAGUGGCCUGGGGAAUCUCUGGCAGUGUGCUUCUGUUGUGUCGUAUAUCGCCUGGGAGAGCAGCUCCCCGGGAAGCUUUUUUUUUUUUGUUCUUUUUCGAAGAGGGCGACGGCCUUGAGAUAUCAUCAUUGAACUGACAGGUCCUGGGUACCCCCGGGUACAUUCGGAGCUAUUUUACGUACCUUAUCCUCCAUCUGGAUUCCAACUCAGGUCUGUUUAUCAGCACAGUUGAUGGGUGUACAAUUCAGCCACAUGG
Messenger RNA from Chara braunii, 2775 nucleotides. The record is from the annotation of a GenBank genome assembly. Lineage: Eukaryota; Viridiplantae; Streptophyta; Charophyceae; Charales; Characeae.